Messenger RNA from Pangasianodon hypophthalmus (striped catfish), 4998 nucleotides. It is a transcript of the gene ripk4, whose product is annotated as receptor-interacting serine-threonine kinase 4. The coding region runs from base 1511 to 3943 and encodes 810 amino acids. The record is from RefSeq and is a predicted model, not a curated record. Gene Ontology annotation, biological process: positive regulation of transcription by RNA polymerase II; protein phosphorylation. Gene Ontology annotation, cellular component: nucleus. Lineage: Eukaryota; Metazoa; Chordata; Actinopteri; Siluriformes; Pangasiidae. The transcript has 9 exons. Gene Ontology annotation, molecular function: transcription cis-regulatory region binding; protein binding; ATP binding.
AACAUCACACACAUGGAGUGUUUUAAUUUUGAAGUACCAGAGCAUAAACAUUCAGAGUAGAGCUGGAUCUGAUACUGCUGGAGUUUGGCUGAUCUUCAUAAGUCACCUAUAGGCUGAGUCUAUCACAGAGAGAUACUUGUGCUGACAGUUUGUGGUUUAGUCUUCUCUUUCACACUGAAGCCUUGAAGCAGGUGACAAGUGAAUAUUCACACCUCACCUAAAGAGGGGAGUGGGCUAUCACACAACAAACAACUGCAAAUGAGAGCCACACCCUCCAGGAAUAUUCAUGUCCCUGGCCUGAAACCUGUCCCUAAACACCUUGCUGUCUCUUUAUUCCCUUCUUCAGCUCUGGGAAAGGUCAGUGCUUCCUAAUUCAGGUCCUCUCAUGUCCUUGACUCUUAACUUCUAAUGCUUGAAAUAAGAAUGAACAAAACAAACAUGAGUUAAGGCAUUAGUUGUUUUAAGAAAUUAGACAGCUUUAUAUUAAUUUAAAUAAAUGAAUAGGAAUUAUAAUAUUGUGAACAGGGAUGCAAGCUUUGGAGCUUUAUAAUAAGAUAACUUCUGACUUGGACUGAAUUAUUGUUUUCUAUAGGAAACCUCACAGAGCAUGGAUGAACGUGAGAUUCUGAAUAGUAGAUAAAUUGACGAAUAGAAGUGCAGUUUGUAUACCAAUAAAUCGAGUGGAGUACAAAUUUUUGCAUUUAACUGUACCUCUUAACUGCUGCACUAAAUUUAAUACACUGUAAUAAAGUAACUCUGUGGGACUGGAGGGGAAAAUGUGGACCAUUUGGUGGUGAUGGCUAUCUGUGGUUUCAGCUUGAAGUUAAUGUAGGAACAGACUAGUUUGUUACACAUAGAGCUCAGCGGAAACUGGAAAUUGAAAGACUUUUGGGUGGGUUUCUUUGAAAGUAUCAUUAUUAUAUAAUUGGUAUAAUUCACACACCAAUUAAACAAACACAGUAUAGCAUGCCCUGGUGUUAUCUGUGCUACACAUCUCAAGACUUUUUCCUGAAGCAUUAUCUGAGAUUCAUUGUUCAUGCUUACAAGGCGUUCAUCAAAAGUUCAUGUCAGUCAGCCACGUUCUUUGACAGGUAGCUGGAAGAUGAUAUUACCUCACGCUACACCAGGGACAGGAGGUAACAUAAACUGCUGCCAUGAAUAGGUUACUGUGUUUUAGAGAUGACUUCGCAGAUUCCACACUGGGGUCAUUCUGGAUGGAUCAUGUAACAUGGCUUGUUGGGUGAUGUUAGCAAACAUUCUACAGCUUCCUCCCUCUCAGGGAAGCACAGACACUCACACAACAGGAUUUUGCUCACUAGUUCUAUAAGGAAGUGAUGUCACCAGUUGAAGCUCCACCCACCCUUCACCUGAACAGAGGGAAGGGCCAGACAGAAGUUGUCUGAACAGAAAGAGAAAAAAAAACAAGGAAGCACUCAGGUGUGUGAGUCAGUUAUAGUCUUUAUGUAAAGAAGAAAGAAAAAGGAACAUUAACAUUUAACAGGUUUUCAAAAUGGAUGUCCAAGAGAACUCCCCAGGAGUUAUGGGGUUGCUGAAAACGUUUGACUCGUCUGAGUUUGGGAGUUGGGAGAAGAUAGGCUCCGGUGGAUUUGGACAAGUGUACAAAGUGCGGCACGUACAGUGGAAAACAUGGCUGGCUAUUAAGUGUCCUCCCAGUCUUCAUGUGGAUGAAAAAGAGCGUGCCGAGCUCCUUGAAGAGGCCAAUAAAAUGGAGGCAGCAAAGUUCCGCUACAUCCUGCCUGUGUAUGGCAUCUGCAGUGACCCGUUGGGCUUGGUGAUGGAGUACAUGGAGACAGGCUCUCUGGAGACACUGUUGGCCGCAGAGCCACUGCCGUGGGUGCUGCGUUUCCGUAUUAUCCAUGAGACAGCAGUGGGCAUGAACUUCCUGCACUGCAUGAACCCACCGCUGCUCCAUCUGGACCUGAAGCCUGCGAACAUACUGCUGGAUGCCCACCACCACGUCAAAAUCUCAGACUUUGGCCUGGCCAGGUGGAAUGGCUUUGCCAGGAACGACGACAUCAGUCGUGAUGGAUUCUGUGGCACUAUUGCCUACCUGCCUCCUGAAAGGAUCAUAGAGAAGGAAAGGGUCUCUGAUACCAAGCACGAUGUGUACAGCUUCUCGAUUGUUAUCUGGGGAAUUCUCACACAGAAAAAGCCAUAUCAUGGGGAGAACAACAUUCUGCAUAUCAUGGUGAAGGUGGUGAAAGGAGUUCGUCCAGACCUGAGCGCUGUGCCCCGCAGUCGACCCCAGGCAUGCUCAGGCUUUAUAGCCCUCAUGCAGAAAUGCUGGAGCGGAUCUCCUGACGCCAGGCCCAGCUUCCAGGAGAUUACAUCUGAGGCAGAGGAGCUGUGUUCCAAACCCCAUGAUGAGUCCAGAGCAUCAGUGUCUGAGCCAGACUCCUCACCCUGUCCAGCUCCAACGAGCUCUGAGCAGAUUAAGGAUCAAAAGCCGGUGAGGCCGAAGUCAGCCAUGUUACCAGAGAAGGACUACAGCCUUUCUGAGCUGCUGAGUCAGAUCGACUCUGGGAUUUCUCGCAGCUUUGACCACGUUAAAGAGGACUGUCUGGAGAACAAGGACAACACUAGCAAGAGACUGUCAGGAAUCUCCUCUGUGGACUCAGCCUUCUCGUCCCAAGGCUCCAUCACACUCUCCUUUGAGAGGGAGAAUUCGGUCAACGAGUCAAGCGAGCUACAGAAGAAGAAGCUGUGUGAAGCCAUUCGCACUGAGGACACAGCAAAACUAAUGAAGCUCCUGCAGCCGCAGGAUGUGGAACUCCGCCUUGAAGGUGGCGGUGGCCUACUUCACUAUGCUGCAACACUGGGCAAUGAGGAGGCUGUGAAAUUCCUGCUUCUCAACAACUGCAGUGCUAACCUGGCUGACUGGCGUGGCGCCACACCUCUGCAUGUGGCUGCGGAAAAGCAUCUCCGAGGUGUCGCUGAGAUUUUGCUAAGCCGCAAAGGAACUGAUGUGAAUGCUAAAGAUGAGGACCAGUACACAGCCCUGCAUUUUGCCGCUCAGAACGGCGACGAGGCUCUGGCACGCCUGCUUCUGGAGCGACGGGCAUCAGCUAGUGAGGCAGACACACAGGGGCGUACAGCAGCCCAUGUGGCAUGUCAGCAUGGGUGUGAGGGCGUUCUGCGUGUGCUCUUGAGUCGAGGCGUUGUCGACGCCCAUGCCACUGCUAAGGACGGGUGGACGCCACUGCAUCUGGCAGCCUGGCGCGGCCACUCCACCAUCUCCAAGCUGUUGGCUAAGCAGGCGGGUGCUGAUGUGGAUGCGGCAACCGCCGAUGGGCGCACACCGCUGCACCUGGCCGCUCAGACAGGCCGAUACAGGGUGGCACGUGUGCUGGUGGAGCUGGGUGCCAACGUGCAACAGACCACCACCCCAGACCUACGCUCGCCGCUGCACGUUGCAGCCGAGACAGGCCACACAAGCACUGCGCGCCUGCUUCUGAAGCAUGGUGCUGAUAUCCAAGGACGCACAGCUCAGGGCUGCACUGCCUUGCACCUAGCAGCUCAACGUGGUCACUUGGCCACAGUAAAAAUGCUCCUGGAGGAGGGUGCUGAUGUUAGGAGCGCCAACCGCGCCCUGCGCAUGGCGUGCCACCUGGCAGCUGAAGGUGGUCAUGUCCAGGUGGUCAGUGAGCUGCUGGAGAGGUGGCCUGAGGUAGUCACAGUGCAGGACGAGGACGGGUUAGCACCAUUGCACCUAGCUUUGCGGAGUGGACACAUGGACAUCACGCGUCUCCUGCUGAGCCACGGAAACUCAGAGGCUGAUAUUUUGCAGCCAGCACCCAAGAAUCCAAACACUAAAACAGUUGAGGGGCUCCACAGGAAAGUCCUAAUCCUGAAACUCACCGAGCCAAAGGGCUACACCUCGACGCAGGACUCAGCAGACACACAGUUGCCCUCUGCACACUAGAAAAACUAGCACAGAGACCUGAUAGAUUUCAUCGUGUCUCUGACUGCCAUGUCGUUUAAAAAAUCUAUGAAUUAUGGACUGUUACACCCUUUUGGUAACGAGACAUUUAACUAUCUAUUUCUGGUUUGUGUAUAUAAUGUAAUUAUUUGGUUGGGGCCCAUUGAAUAUAAUUACCUCUUGGAUAUUUUUAUUUCUAUAGACUUUGUGGUCUCUUGAAAACUUUUUUUAAAAAACAUAUUCCUGAGUAGGAAAAGGAUGAUGUGUAUAUACAAGCACUGUACAUAGAAACUGGACUGAUUAUUGCUGUGCUCUUUCUAGCAUGAACUUAUUGCCUUUUUUUUACAUGUUCAUUAUAUGAGUAUUGUUUUUACCAUGUCAUGUAUUUGUCUUUCAUUCACCGUAGCCCCCAGACAAAUAAAAUGUACACUUCAACGUGAAAAAUCCUUUGUACUAAAAUGGCAGGCCAUUGCUUAUUGCUGAGUUGAGAUUGUGAGCACCUGUACUCUGUUACCCCAGUGCCUACAUCCUGGCAGUGCUUCAAGGCUAUUUCAAAUCCACAAGGCUAAUUAUACCAUUUAAUACCUCUGGUCGUAUGACAGACAGAAGAGUAUUUAGAACCACUUGGCUCCCACCAUGGGAACAGGGCCUGAGGGGGAUCACAGGUGAUACAUGGGUGGGGAGUGGAAAUGGGGGCGGUAACUGUACAUUGUGAAUACCACCAUGUCAAUGCUGUUGGCCAAUUCCUGAGACCACCUUAUCUUUUCAUCACCUUGUAAAGGCAGAGCGCUGUGCAUCACUGACGCUACGUUGAGCACAGCUUUUACAACCCACAAUUUACUCAAAAAGGAACUGCAGCAUGUUACUUUCCUUGGUAUGCAUAUCCUCUUUUUGUGGAAAGCCACUGAAUUUACUUACUGGUGAACUCUGUGUGAUGAGAGGCUUUGUUUGUGUGUGUGUGUGUGUGUGUGUGUGUGUGUGUGUGUGUGUGUGUGUGUAUACAUAUAGUGGUGCAUAUGCUUGCAUGCCCUAUCUCUCUCUCUCUCUCUCUCUCUCUC